Molecule: messenger RNA, 2020 nt
Organism: Aureobasidium pullulans EXF-150
Lineage: Eukaryota; Fungi; Ascomycota; Dothideomycetes; Dothideales; Saccotheciaceae
Exons: 2
Coding region: 49-1776 (575 amino acids)
Cellular component (GO): intracellular anatomical structure
Molecular function (GO): protein binding
Source: RefSeq, a predicted model, not a curated record
GUUUUCUGACUAUAGUCCACCAGCAAUUAAUUCGACCCAAACAUUAUCAUGCCAGCUGUAUCAGUCAACGCUCCGGAGCAUGCCAAACCGACCGAUGGCUACUUCAAUCUGGGCACUUACAGUCGCAAGAUCAGUACAAAGAAUUCCGAGGCCCAGCUUUGGUUCGAUCGUGGCUUGAUAUGGGCAUAUGGCUUCAACAUCAAGGAAGCAUCCAUCUGCUUUGAGAAAGUCAUUCGACUGGACCCUGGUUGUGCUAUGGGCUAUUGGGGCCUCGCCUAUACAAAGGGUCCUUACUACAACAAAGCAUGGCGACUUUUUGAUCCCAAAGAACUCAAGGAAGCUCUAGUAGUGACAUACGAGACCUCACGCAAAGCUCUAGAGCUCGCAGACAACGCGACACCAGUUGAGCAAGCUCUCAUCAAAGCGAUCGUCGCCAGGUACCCUCAAAAGACCCCUACCGAGGAUUAUCAGCCAUGGAACGUGGCAUAUGUCGACGCGAUGGAAGAUGUGUACAAAACUUACAGAGACGACCUAGAUGUUGCAUGUCUGUAUGCGGAAUCACUCAUGGUGUUGACGCCUUGGGCUCUCUGGAACAUCCAUACCGGCAAGCCUGCUCGUGGCGCUCGUCCUUACGAAGCAAAGGAAGCACUGGACCAUGCCUUUACUCUGCCUGGAGCUUGGGAACAUCCUGCUUUGUUGCACUUCUACAUUCACUUGAUGGAGAUGUCAGGAAAACCAGAAGCUGCACUGGAAGCAGGUGACCGCCUGCGAGGCCUUGUGCCCGACAGUGGCCAUUUGGAACACAUGCCUUCGCAUUUAUAUGUUCUCAUCGGAGACUACAGGGCUGGCAUUGCCGCAAACGCGUCGGCAGUCAGAGCUGAUGAUGCGUAUGUGGCCAAGAUGGAAGGUAACGAGAUGUACACUUUCUACCGCGCCCACAAUUCGCACUCUUUGAUCUAUGCUGCCUUGCUUUCCGGCAAAUCAGAGAUUGCUCUCCAGAAUUGUACCCUCAUGGAGAACUACCUACCGGAAGAACUUCUUGCCAUUGAGUCACCAAACAUGGCAGAUUGGCUUGAGUCCUUCCUGGGCGUUCGUGCUCACUUACUUGUUCGGUUUGGACGUUGGGAGGAAAUUCUCGCUCUUGAGAUGCCAAAGAAUCAGAAGCUGUACUGUGUAACUACAGCAACUCUUCACUAUGCGAAGGGUGUCGCACAUUCAGCGCUCGGCAACGUCGUCGAAGCCGAAAAGGAGCAGGAGCUGUUCCUAGCGGCCCAGAAACGCGUACCAGAAUCUCGUUUCGACUUCCCAAACAAGUGCACCGAUAUCCUCAAGGUUGGCGAAGCCAUGCUGGCAGGUGAAAUUGAGUACCGCAAGGGCAAUAUCGAUCUCGCCUUUGAGCAUCUGAGAGAGUCCAUCAAGCGCGACGACAACCUCGUAUACAGUGAGCCUUGGGGCUGGAUGCAACCCACACGCCAUGCUUACGCUGCCCUAUCACUCGAGCAGGGUCUCGUCGAACAAGCAGCCCAGGCAUACGCAGAAGACCUUGGCUACGUGGCCGGCAUUCCUCGUGGCCAUCAACACCCUAACAAUGUCUGGGCAUUGGUCGGAUAUCGUGAAUGCUUGAAACUGCUUGGACGUCAUGAUGAAUAUGAUCAACUCGAAUUGCCCUUCCAGUUGGCGACUAAUAUGGCGGAUAUACCUGUUACUUCAUCCUGCUACUGCAGAAGAAUGAAGAUGAGCGGCCGUACCAGCGGCAGAAGAGAAUCCAAGAUAUAAAAAGACUUUUGCUACACCCUAAAGCAAUUCUGCCCUGUCUCGUCUCCACCUCAUAUAGCUAAAACAUCUUGAGGAAUCUACCAAGCUUCUCCAAAGCGUGCAUUGAUAGCCUUAAGCUAGCUCGAGAAAGUGCACGGUCGUAAAUGACAACAUGAAAGAGCAAAUAUGAUUUUGAGUUGUAAUGGGAAUGAUGCCUAUCUAGAACACGGUGUAGCCGUUCCAGAACAGAAAUCCGACAUCGAUC